CGAGCGCGGGCGCGCGGGGCGGAGCUUGGCGGAGAGGGGGAAGGGGUCGCCGGGGCUGCCGCCGCUCCCGCUCCUCGAGUUGGCGGCUCCCUCGGGGGCUGCUAGGCGGGCGUCGAGUCCGCAGGGCGCGCGGCCGCGGUCGCUGGGUGACACGCUCAGCCGCGGCCAGAGGCGACAUGAGCGCCGCGGGGCUGUUGGCUCCGGCUCCGGCCCCGGCUGGAGCACCGCCGGCCCCGGAGUACUACCCCGAGGAGGACGAAGAGCUGGAGAGCGCCGAGGACGACGAGCGCAGCUGCCGCGGCCGCGAGUCGGAUGAAGACACUGAAGAUGCUAGUGAAACUGACCUGGCAAAGCAUGAUGAAGAGGACUAUGUAGAAAUGAAGGAACAGAUGUAUCAGGAUAAACUGGCUUCCCUCAAGAGACAGUUGCAGCAGCUGCAGGAAGGUACGUUACAGGAAUAUCAGAAGAGGAUGAAAAAACUAGAUCAGCAGUACAAAGAGAGGAUCCGAAAUGCAGAGCUCUUCCUCCAGCUGGAAACUGAACAGGUGGAGAGAAACUACAUUAAAGAAAAGAAGGCAGCGGUGAAAGAAUUUGAAGACAAGAAAGUAGAGCUGAAGGAGAACCUGAUUGCUGAGCUAGAGGAGAAGAAGAAAAUGAUCGAAAAUGAAAAGCUGACUAUGGAGCUGACAGGAGAUUCAAUGGAAGUGAAACCCAUCAUGACCAGAAAGUUGCGGAGGCGACCAAAUGAUCCUGUCCCCAUCCCAGACAAGAGGAGAAAACCCGCUCCUGCCCAGCUAAACUAUUUGUUAACAGACGAACAGAUCAUGGAGGAUCUGAGAACGUUAAAUAAGCUUAAGUCACCCAAGAGACCAGCAUCCCCGUCCUCUCCUGAACACUUACCUGCCACACCGGCAGAGUCUCCAGCCCAGAGAUUCGAAGCUCGAAUAGAAGAUGGGAAACUGUACUAUGAUAAAAGAUGGUACCACAAGAGCCAGGCCAUCUAUCUGGAGUCAAAGGACAACCAGAAGCUGAGCUGUGUGAUCAGCUCUGUCGGAGCCAAUGAGAUCUGGGUGCGGAAGACAAGUGACAGCACCAAGAUGAGGAUUUACUUGGGCCAGCUUCAGCGCGGGCUCUUUGUGAUCCGCCGGAGGUCAGCGGCUUGACUUUUCUACAGUGUUCUUCCUUUUUUCUGGAGUGGUUUUUCGUUUUGUUUUCUUCCAAAUAGAAAGUUUUUAACCCGGGAAUUGCUCCUUGGCCUUGGGGAGCGCUGUUGUGGAUUCUGCGAGGCGCUGUGGUGUCAGCGCUUCCGUCUUUGCGUUGCUCCUUCCUGCCUCGACCUCUUCUGGCCAGCUGUCACCGUGAACUCUUGCUUUGGGGAGUGUUGCGAGUUCGGUUUACUCAUUUCUUUGUGGUUUUUUUUUGCUUACACUUUGUCUUUUUUUUUUAAGCCUCCUUUGAGUUUGAAGGGAUAUCUUUUUUUUAAUUGACUUUAGGUCUUUCUACCAGGAAGGGGUACACUCUACAUUGCAUUUUCAUGUUUUGAAUCUGAUUAGUGGAUCACGUAGCUCUUUCCCUUGUCGAGCCCAAUUCACUGUUUCCCCAGAAGCUUGGGGCAGAGGUCCUAGCAGAAGGAGAUUAAUUCUUCUGGCUCUCAGCCUUCUCUGAGAAAUAAAUGCCUUGUGUAACAUCUGGCGUAUGCCAUCCAUUCCACUGGCUGAGCGACAGAAAAAUUUGCCUGGGUGGCUACGUGCACUGAAGGAAAUGGGGUUGGGGGGAGGGGGCAUCUCAGGCUCCAAAUGUGCUGAAGGUACCGCAUUUGAAAUGUUACUUAAUGCAAGUGGUUUAUGCAGACACAUUUGUUCUAGCUCAAGCUGGAGCAACUGGUCAUUUCAGAAGUUUUUAUUUCUAAUUCAUUUCUGUUUCCUGCCCCUAAGGAGAUGAAGUACCUCGUGCCAACCAAUUAUCUGGGUUAUCUGUUGUAGGUGGGGAGGGGAAACUGACUGGGCAGUCAUCAGUUAUCUGUGAACUCUCACUUAUAAUUCCACUUGCACACUCUUGUCACUGAUGCCGUUACUGCACACGGACUGUUUCCAGCCUGUGGACCUUGUCGGCGCCCCCAGCCUCCCAGGAGGUCUGGCCCAGGCUGAAGACAAAGGAAGCUCUGCUGCGGCUGCCACUCACCAAAGGAAUCCUGGGGGCAACAACCUUCCCCACACUCCUUGCCUUCUGCUGCUCAUUUCCAGCCUUGGAGAGAUGGUUCACUGGCAGAUGGGGCUUUCUGGUUCAUAGCUGCCACCGUAGGAUAUUUAAAGAAUUUGGGGUUAGAGCAACGGUUAGCAUCUCUAUGGGAAAUUAGUAGACCUUAUGCAUCCUAGGAAAUCUUGGUAUGUCAUGCCCUCGGUCUCAGGUGAUUAUCUUUUUGUCAUUUCUUGAUAUAUUCACCCAAAAGCAAGUUGGGGGAUUGUGAUGACAAGCAAAAUCACCUUGUAAGUCCUGGCUUCAAUAGAGACCAAACCUUACUGACUCAGUAGAGGCAUGUACAGAUUUGUUUUUGUUUUAAUUUAUAACGCACCCCCCUCCACCCCCAUGUUGGAGUCUCCUUUAGAGAAUAAGGUAAAUGAUGCGUGUUUAACAGUUUAGAGUUGCCUGGGUGUUCCGUGCUUCUCUGCCCUCGGCCCCUAUGAUGAUGAUUAUCGGAGUGAACCAAGUCCACAGUCAACAGGGCCUUCAUCUUUCCUUUCUUCUUGACAGCCUUCGCUCUGCGGGAGGGCCUCUGUUGCUUGCUUUGUCCCUGUGGUGUGUGUCACCUCCCAUAAAAGCAAGCGGCUGUCUAUUCUCCACUAGUGCCCUGUGAUGGAAAUUUAGUUACAGUAUGUGUGGUCGUCAGAGUUUGUUUUUGUUUUUGUGUUUUUUUGAAUGAUUGUCUUACUUGGCUUCCUAGCAGUACACCAAAGUUUUUUUUUUUUGGUUUUUUUUUUUGGUUUUUUUUUUUGGAAAAGCUUGUGUUGAUAACUACUGGAGAUUUCAGCAUCAAAGCAACAAGUUGUCUUUUUUUUUUUUUUUUUUUUUUUUCCUUUUCUGGUGGCACAUUUGUGCUUUUGUGAAAUAACUGUUCAUUGGAAGACCAGAGUAUGGGCACUUUGGCUUCUUCUCUGGCCUUGGCCACAUCACUGCCUUCUGGUCCUCAGUAUCCUCACAAUCUUUAAUCAUGACUGUGGGAAUGGGCACAAGUGGGGAAUAGACUUUCUUUGUUUUUUUUUUUUUUUAAGAUUUUAUUUAUUUAUUUGUCAGAGAGAGAGCGAGCACAGGCAGACAGAGUGGCAGGCAGAGGCAGAGGGAGAAGCAGGCUUCCCACAGAACAAGGAGCCCGAUGUGGGACUCGAUCCCAGGACGCUGGGAUCAUGACCUGAGCCGAAGGCAGCUGCUUAACCAACUGAGCCACCCAGGCGUCCCAAUGGGGAAUAGACUUGAGACACAGCACAGUAAAUUGUACUCCUAAUCCCAGAAGAUCGAGUUUUUUAUUUUAUCACUCCAGAGAUGAAAAGCCAGCAGUACGGCCCCUCUGGCAGGCCUCUGUGGUGACCAGGGGUAGCAGAGCCCCCUUGUUGAGGAGUUGGAGGUGCUUUUGUGAUGGGCAAAAACAGAUUUUGAGAUUCCUGGACUAACAAGGGGCUGGCUUUUACCCCAGGUGGCCAUUCUUAUUCCAGAAGGUCUUUCUUUCUCACCAGACCGUAGGGUACCAUGUAUAUCCCCAAAUUCAAACUUUCCUGCAGAUAAGACUUGGGAAAGGUUGGUCUAGACAACUCUUAUGAAGAACCUGUACAUCAUGGUGUUAAUCUGAUCAAGAAAUUGCACUUGGGUUAUUCUGAUCAAGACCUAUUUGUGUUUUGUUCAAGGCACCUGCGUUGGUAUUAUACACAGUGUUUGCUAUGGCUAUGUCGCAAUAUUUAUUUUACCUCUGCUUGGGGGCGUUGUGUUGCCUUCCCUACCCUCUGACUCCCUCUCUUCCAAAGCCAGUGUCCUCUUGAACUAUUUCCAGAUUUCCGUAGCCAUACCAAAGCCAGGAUGUUUUCAUUUGUUUGGAUACCGGUGUUUAUGGAUAUCUAACUACCUAACUUAAUUUUUUUUUUCUUUAAACUCCAAACUGGGUCCAGUAUAAGAUCCCAGAGGCUGAUCUGCAAAUCAAGCUACUUGUGUUUGUGUGUGAGACCCUGUGUUCAGGAUUGGGCGACUUUUCUAAGAGAAAUAUUGGGGGUGGGGUGGGGUUGGGUUGGUUUCGUUUUGUUUCUUUUUUUUUUUUUUUAACCUGACUUUGGGGAUGGAGGGGAAUCCUAUUUUUUACAAUAUAUUUGUUUUUUCAUUAACAUUUCCUUUUAGCCUUGAAUUUUUACUAAAUUUCCUCCUGACUUAAAAAUCUUGUUUCUAAUCUGGGAAUUUGAAAUCUUGGUACUUAAUGUUACACCAGUUUUUCCAAAGAGUUCAAAGCAAUUUAAUAUCAGUACAUGGUAAAAAUUUGCAGCCAUUUCAAGCAGCUGGUGAGUUUUUAUAUAUCAUCAUUAACUGGUAUCAUUAAAUGUUCUGAGAGGUGAAUGUAAAAUGUAAAAAGUAUAGGUUUUUUUUUUUUUUAAUAACAAUAAACUUUCAAAGAGAAAACCA
Molecule: messenger RNA, 4656 nt
Organism: Lutra lutra (Eurasian river otter)
Lineage: Eukaryota; Metazoa; Chordata; Mammalia; Carnivora; Mustelidae
Gene: SUDS3
Product: SDS3 homolog, SIN3A corepressor complex component
Exons: 12
Coding region: 177-1163 (328 amino acids)
Biological process (GO): negative regulation of transcription by RNA polymerase II
Cellular component (GO): Sin3-type complex
Molecular function (GO): histone deacetylase binding
Source: RefSeq, a predicted model, not a curated record